AUGGACAGUGUCACCUCCACUCAGGCAGGGACCUACAGAUGCUACGGUGGCUUCAACAAAAACUCCUCUAUGUGGUCUCACCCCAGCGACCCAUUGCAACUGAUGGUCAGAGGAACUUAUGACAAACCCUCGCUCUCCAGCAUGAGUGGCACGGUGCUGGCUUCAGGAGACAAUGUGAAGUUACAGUGUUUCUCCAGUUUCAAGUUUGAUGCAUUUAUUUUCAUCAAAGAUGAUACACCUCAGUUUACCCAGAGACAAAGCUCCACAGCUCAGGACAAUGGACAGCAGACCACCUUCCACAUGGACAAUGUCACCUCCACACAGGCAGGGACCUACAGAUGCUACGGUGCCUUCAGCAAAGACCCCUAUGACCCCAGCAACCCAUUGCAGCUUGUGGUCAGAGGUGAGGAAGCUGGUCCAUCCCCAUGUCCCAUUCAGGAGAUGACACUGUCCACUUAG
Myotis myotis is the source of this 459-nucleotide messenger RNA. RefSeq names its product leukocyte immunoglobulin-like receptor subfamily A member 6. The coding region runs from base 1 to 459 and encodes 152 amino acids. Gene Ontology annotation, molecular function: inhibitory MHC class I receptor activity. Gene Ontology annotation, biological process: cytokine-mediated signaling pathway. The transcript is spliced from 2 exons. The record is from RefSeq and is a predicted model, not a curated record. NCBI's taxonomy places the organism in Eukaryota, Metazoa, Chordata, Mammalia, Chiroptera, Vespertilionidae.